AAUACGCUCAGAAAUUGUUACUAUAUUUUCGAGCCGAUCUUCAAGUUAGCAUCAUUCGAUCUGUGGAUUCCGCUGUGUUCAGACGUACUGUCAAGUAUUCUCGGAGUACUACUAUAUUAAAUCGUAGUUUAGGGGAACAAAAGUCAGCGAUUAAGUCACAAAGAUACUGAUUGGAGCGUUUUUACAGCAGUUUUGAUAGUUUGGUUUGGAUAAGCAGUUUUGAUCGAGAAUUUGUUCCGGUCUUGUAACAAAUAAUAAUAAACACAGCACCGGAAAAAAAUGAAAAGAUCCAAAUGAAAAGAUUUGAAGAUUUAGUUAAACUACAGCCUCUUCCAGGAUUUAACUAAUUCAAGUGUGGGAUUCACUUUUUGCAGAAUCCAGUAUGAAGUGGCUUGUGUUAGUUGUAAUAACCAUUGGCUUUGGAUUAGCUACGCCUAUUUCGACCUAUAAUCAUUAUCGCCUGCCGACGGCUCUUCGACCUAUCAAGUAUGACCUGCACGUCCUAACCCAGCUGGAAAAUGCUGAUGCUUUUAGGUUUGGCGGAAGUGUGGACAUCAAAAUCCAAGUCUUGGAAAACACCAACAACAUAACUGUGCAUUCGAAGGAACUGACGAUCGAUGAGACGGCGACCACUCUUCGCCAAAUUGGCGGAGCGGAUCUAAAGGAUAACUGCGUGUCCUCCACAGAGGUAAAUCCCGAACACGACUUCUAUGUCCUUCGCACCUGCAGAGAACUUUUGGCUGGCCAAGUCUAUGAGGUAAGCUUGCGAUUUUCGUCCACAUUGUCAGACCGAUUGGAGGGAUACUACCGCAGUUCCUAUGUGGAUCCUGUGGCCAAUGAGACCAGAUGGAUCUCAAUUACCCAUUUCGAACCAGCCUCCGCGCGCCUGGCAUUUCCCUGUUUCGAUGAACCUGGCUACAAGGCACCUUUCUCGAUCACAUUGAGAUAUCACAAGAAGUUCACCGGACUUAGCAAUAUGCCCGUGAAGCGUACCGGGAAAGAUGAUAUCCUUCCCAAUUACGUAAGGACCGAGUUCCAGGAGUCAUUGCCGAUGUCCACCUAUCUGGUCGCCUAUUCCGUGAAUGAUUUCUCCCACAAACCAUCUACUUUACCCAAUGGGACACUUUUCCGCACCUGGGCAAGACCAAAUGCGAUCGAUCAGUGUGGUUAUGUCGCGGAGUUUGGACCCAAAGUACUCAACUACUACGAGGGGUUGUUUGGCAUCAAGUUCCCGCUCCCCAAGGUGGAUCAGAUCGCAGUGCCAGACUUCAAUAUUGGAGCCAUGGAAAACUGGGACUUGGUGACGUAUAGGGAAACUGCACUUCUAUAUUCGAGCGAAUUUUCCUCGCUGAAGGACAAAUAGGAACUUGCGAAUGUGGUGGCUCAUGAGUUGGCACACCAGUGGUUUGGCAACCUGGUGACCAUGAAGUGGUGGACCGACCUCUGGCUUAAGGAGGGAGUAGCCACCUACCUGGCUACUUUGUGUGUGGAGCACAUCCAUCCGGAAUGGCGUUCCAUGGAGCUAGAAUCACUGGCAAACUUGCUAGCCAUUUUCCGAAAGGACUCUCUGGAGAGCAGUCACCCCAUUUCGCGACCCGUCGGGAAGGUAUCGCAGAUUUCUGAAAGCUUCGAUGCGAUCUCAUACGAGAAAGGUUCAUCUGUGCUUCGUAUGAUGCACUUGUUCCUGGGCGAGGAGGCAUUCCGCAACGGACUGAAAUCGUAUUUAAAUAGGUACGCCUACCAGAAUGCGGAACAGGACAAUCUUUGGGAAUCUCUCACCCAAGCUGCCCAUAAGAUUGGUUCUCUGCCGAAGGACUACGACAUCAAGACCAUCAUGGACUCUUGGACCCUGCAAACGGGGUAUCCGGUGAUUAAUGUGACACGUGACUACACAUCCAGGACCGCAAAACUGAGCCAGGAGCGCUAUCUCCUGAAUUCAGAUGUAUCUAGAGCACACAAAGGAUGCUGGUGGGUGCCACUUAGCUUCACAAGUCAGGAGGAAAAGGACUUCAACAACACUGCGCCCAAGGAGUGGAUGCAGUGCACCGAGACCGGUGAAAGUGUUCCCAAGACCAUCCAGGAUCUGCCAGGACCCGAUCAAUGGGUGAUCUUUAACAACCAACUUUCGGCGCCGUAUAAGGUCAACUACGAUGCCCAGAACUGGAAACUUCUGAUCGAGACUUUGAACAGCGAAGAUUAUCAGUGCAUCCAUGUGGUAAACAGGGCCCAAACGGACGAUGUCAUGUACUUCGCUUGGACAGGGGAGCAGGACUACGAGAUCGCUUUGCAGGUGAUCAGCUAUCUGGAGAGGGAACGGGAGCUUCUUCCCUGGAAGUCGGCCUUCGACAAUCUGAAGUUUGUUAAUGGCAUUCUUCGACAGUCGUCGAACUUUAAGUUUUUCAAGAGUUUCACAAGGAGGCUUAUCACUCCAAUAUAUGAGCACCUAAAUGGCAUCAAUGAUACAGUCGCCUCCGAACAGCAGCAGGACAAGACCAUUUUGAAGGCGAUGGUGGCGGACUGGGCAUGCUUGUUCGAGGUUUCCGAUUGCGUUACCCAUGCCUUGAGCUACUACCGCAGCUGGCGAUCGGAGGCUAAUCCUGACGAGGUUAACCCAGUUCCGCUGGGCUUUCGUGACGUUGUGUACUGCACGGCGAUCAAAAAUGGCAGUGUCGAGGAUUGGGAUUUCCUCUGGACUCGGUACCAGAAGGCUAAUGUGGCCACCGAAAAGCAAAUCAUUCUGGAUUCCCUGGGUUGUUCGCAGGAGGUCUGGGUUCAGCAGAGAUAUUUGGAAAGGAACUUUGACGGAAUUGGGGACAUUCGGAAGCAGGAUUCAACUUCUGUCUUUCAAGCGAUUGCCACUUCGGAAGUAGGGUUCCUUUUGGCCAAGAAGUACUUGAUGGACAACGUGGACUCCAUUUCCAAGUUCUACCAUCCUCAGUCAGAAUCUAUGUCUGAACUUCUGCCGCCACUUUGUGAACAAAUCUUUACACGCAGGGACUAUGAUGAGUUUAUGAACUUCUUGGCCAGUUCCAAGGAACAGCUCAAGGAUAUAGAACAGACCAUCAGUCAAAGUUUGGAGACAAUGCUCAUCAAUGUGCAGUGGAAGGAGCGAAACUACGAGAGGUUCACUCGAGCCAUCAAAAAACAUGUUUGAAUCAACUACUUGGUUUCUGAAUAAAUAUCAUUUACUUGAAGAAGUAAAUCCCAACUUCCAUGAUUAUAUGUAUGUUGUAUAUUUCGUAUAUUUAGUUAAGCAUGUUCUAUAAUGCUAAUCAAUAAUAAACAUAAUCGUAAUUGGAA
Messenger RNA from Drosophila sechellia, 3300 nucleotides. RefSeq names its product aminopeptidase N. Gene Ontology annotation, molecular function: peptide binding; metalloaminopeptidase activity; zinc ion binding. The record is from RefSeq and is a predicted model, not a curated record. Gene Ontology annotation, cellular component: membrane; cytoplasm. NCBI's taxonomy places the organism in Eukaryota, Metazoa, Arthropoda, Insecta, Diptera, Drosophilidae. Gene Ontology annotation, biological process: peptide catabolic process; proteolysis.